Mytilus californianus (California mussel) is the source of this 1951-nucleotide messenger RNA. Its product is annotated as heavy metal-binding protein HIP-like. Lineage: Eukaryota; Metazoa; Mollusca; Bivalvia; Mytilida; Mytilidae. The annotation marks the transcript as partial. The transcript is spliced from 2 exons. The record is from RefSeq and is a predicted model, not a curated record. Gene Ontology annotation, molecular function: protein binding.
UUUGAAUCGACGAAAAAGGAAGUUAAACAAGUGAAAGUAGAAUUGGAAUCGACGAGAAAUGAACUGAAACAAGUGAAAGUAGAAUUGGAAUCGACGAGAAAUGAACUUAAACAAGUGAAAGUAGAAUUGGAUACGACGAAAGAGCAAAUUGAUAUACUUCGUAAAGAAAUGAUAGAAAAAGACAGUGCCUGCAGGAAAGAAAUAAAUCAAAUUAGACCAGACGUAAAUGCAUUACGCGAAGAACUAAAUAAGAUUAAAACAGAAAACAAAGAACACAACGGCAUAUCGUUCUCUGCGAGACUUGGAACCUCUAUGAAGGAUAUUGAUCCUUGGAAUACGGUUGUAUUUGAUAAAGUGAUUUCUAACGAUGGUAAUUCUUAUAACGCCGCUACUGGUAUUUUUACGGCCCCAAUGGCAGGAACAUACUACUUCACCGCUACAAUAUUUACAAGAUGGAAAUCACAAUUGGAAAUGUCACUAAAAGUGAAUGAACAGAAUCAAAUGUGGAUGUAUCCGGUUGCUGCAACUACAACAGGAAAUACUGGAACAAACAGCAUCAUUGUGAAACUAAAAAAGGAGGAUAAAGUUAGACUCGUCAAGAAUGGUGACUGGGGAACGCGUCCGUUCUACAUCCAUCACAGUUGGAGCACAUUCUCUGGUUUCUUACUUUAGGCGAUUAACAAAAUACAUAAGUCUUUAUAUUUAUGAAGCAUUUUUGCAGACAAAAGUAUUCAAUUGAAUUAUAACGUAAUAUCUUAAAAUAAUAUACUUUAAAUUUAAACAACUGCUCGUGUCAUUUUCCUUAAUAUAAAUCGGUGGAAGUCAUAUCUUAAAUAACUAAAUAUGACGUAGACUGAUAAACGUUCGAUAAUUUUAAAAUGAAUAUAUCUUUUCAUCAUAUGCGAAGCAUUUAUGUCUUUUGAUUUAACAACUAAAUUUUGGUACUUUUAUCAUGGCACUGUGGAAGGUAAGAUCGAAUUGGCGAUGAUAAAAAUACAGAGGAGGUGCUAAAAUCAUUCUGAACUAGGGAACUUGAAAUUGGUAUGUCAGAAAUGCAUUUCAACAAAUAUUAGUUAAUGAUAUAAAUAGCAAAUAUUUGAAUUGUCAAAUUGUCAUUUCACAUGAAUGGAACGUAAAAUCAUAAUCCAUUUAAUGACGAAAAUGAGAAUUAAAAGGGACCCGAUUUUGAAGCUGGGGAUGAGAUGCAUAGGUGCUGUAGUUGUCGAUUAUCCCAAUUAUGAUUAUUUUUUAUUGAAAACUUCGGAAUAGACACAUAUAUGUUAAUGUUAGGAACGGCGCUCUCAUUUUAUAAAUGGUACUGAAUUUAUUCCUGAACAGUACUGUGACAGAAUUACCAGUUGAUGGAGAUUUGUUUAAAUUCAACUCAUGACGAAAUGAAGAGUAAAAUAGCUUUGGCACCUGAUGUUUCCAUGCGAUAUUUAUGCUUAGAAAUGAAUAUCAUGAUAAUGGUAUAUCUUGAUCAUGCUGAGGACUAGUGACAUAUAGAAUUAUGUGUCAAUAAAAUUAUAAAAAACAAUGUGUCAAAAAUGUAAUAUCAGUCGUCUUAACAAUAUCCAUUUUAAAAAAUAAUUUUAAAAAAGGGGGCGCAAUAUAACAAGAGGGUAUUAAAAACUAUUAAGUUGAAGGAAAACGAAAAGACGAACAAGUCCACAAAAUACUACAUCGAAAACUUACGAAUGACCACCACGAACCCUUCAAUGACUUGGUCAUGUCACAAUCAACAAAAGAGAUCGGAAUUGUGGUGACCACGUUUGGAACAACGUUUGGUGUCAUCUGUAACACAGAUAUUUCAUAAUGGACAACCAACUCAUGAUGACAUCCGUAAAUCAUUAGACAGAAUACCUUUAAAUUUAACACUUGAACCCCUUUGUUCAAUAGCUUCAUUGUAAUUAGCAAUCCUAUUUCAAUACAAUCAUGAUAGGCAACGCAA